CAGAGAGACAACGACGAAACGAGGGAACAGCAACAACACAGAGGGGAAGAGACAGAGAGACAGAGAGACAACAGCAGCAGGAUCAUCAUCAUCAUCAUCGUUGUGGUUGUUAUUGUUGAGCUUCGCUAUUAUUCCCCCCUCCCAUUAAUUCCACCCCUCAUAUCGUGACCUUCACCCGCCCCUCCUCAAACCCACCGCAUUCCUUUCUUACUCUUUGUCACGCGUCACUGAGUUACUUUCUUGUCGUCACCCUCCCAUAAGUAAUUUAAGCUUUGUUAUAAACCCUUUUUACGUUACAAGUACCUCUGUUUUCCCUUUCGGUCCAAAUCAUCCAAGUCACUGGGAGGGAGAGUCUGAUCCUGAAGAAUUUCGCAUCAGUCAUUUGGGUUCCUGCAUUUGGCUUGGCCGAGAUGAGAUUUGCUCCCGUCACCUGCUGCUAGCUGAUCAGUGCGUCGACAUCUGCCAUGACCGAGUCCAGACUGGAUGAGCUUGUCAAAGGUGCCCCUGCGCCCAACGUUUCAGUCCCGAAACCUGCCCCGUCCAUUGGCAAGUCACCCGACGCCGACGUUGAAGCUGGGGCAGCAACUUCUCCAUUCGUCUCUUCGACCGAUCCGGUGAUAUCCACCCUACCUUCGUCGCCACCGCAGAUAUACUUGAAUCUAUUAAUUCUCGAAGCGUCGCUGCGAUCGCAAUACCUGACCCUCCGUGCUCGAAGGCGCCAGUAUACCUUCUUCCUGCUCCUGCUCACGCUUUGGAUCUCAUACUUUGGCUACGCGCUCUUUCUGCGACCACGUGAAGAUGGCAGUGGUGUGGGUGGCUCCGUAUACUGGGUGGUCGAGAUGGGCGAGAAGCUUGCUCUCAUGGGCGGUGUCGUGACGGGCAUUCUGAUCUGGGGCACUGGACAGUGGGAGCGUGGUAUUCGUUGGCCGCGGCGCUGGGUGGCAAUUACGAACCGCGGACUGCGCACCAUGAAUACCAAAAUCGUUGUCGUAAAGGGGCCAUGGUGGAAAGAGAUGAUUUCACAUCUUUCUUUUUUGUUUCCAUUUGCUCCAUUUUCGGCAUCAAACGGUUCAUCAUAUCAUUUCGUACCGGGCGCACCCCGCGAUAAACGCCGCGACAUUGAUGAGGAAGACGAAGAGGAACAAAACGGGGUGGAGGAAGACCUCGCGUCAGGCGGCGACUAUAUAAAGCUUUUACUACUUCCAAAGCCGUUUUCGCCGGCGUUUCGGGAAAAUUGGGACACAUACCGCAGCGAAUACUGGGAGAAAGAGAACGAGCGACGAGCAGGUUUAGGACGCAAAUUGCGGCAGAGGCAGAGACAUCUCGCGAAGGAGCAGGGCGGAUGGCUUUGGUGGACAGGUUGGAGGGGCUGGAAGAAGAGAGCCAACGGGUCUGGCGGUCGUGGUGGAACUGCUGAUAAGCCUCAUCGACGACAGCAUUAUCAUCAUCAUCACCACCAUCAUUCCCAGCACCAUCAGCCGCUUGAAAAGGAACUCCCACGAUAUCGAACUCGGGGGCUGAGCACCACAUCUGGUACAGGUCGCUCUGGGUCCAACUCUCGAGGCUCGUCGCGUAGCUCCACGAACACGCCUGAAAUGGAUGAUAGACCUCUCUCAGAGCAGCCACGGAGAGGCAGCAGCCAUGCAAGCGGGGCAGGUGAGAGGCGCAAAAAGUUGAAAGCCACGGGAGGUGGGUCAGGUACUAUACGGAGUCUAUCCAAGAUAACCCCUACGGGCUCUCGUCCAACUACUCCUCCUAUUGCAGAUCCACCACGAACAAGCAGCUGAACCCUACGUAUGCCUAGACUAUUAUUCAUGAUACUGUGGACUAGCCCUUUGCAAAUUUUAUUCGCGAAAGUACAAAUAUGAAUGACUUUUUUUAGACAAAUAUAUAAAUUAAAUUAAACUCUCCUCCCAAGGGCA
Messenger RNA from Xylona heveae TC161, 1922 nucleotides. RefSeq lists its product as hypothetical. NCBI's taxonomy places the organism in Eukaryota, Fungi, Ascomycota, Xylonomycetes, Xylonales, Xylonaceae. The transcript has a single exon. The record is from RefSeq and is a predicted model, not a curated record. Gene Ontology annotation, cellular component: Nem1-Spo7 phosphatase complex. The coding region runs from base 465 to 1787 and encodes 440 amino acids. Gene Ontology annotation, molecular function: phosphoprotein phosphatase activity; protein phosphatase regulator activity. Gene Ontology annotation, biological process: nuclear envelope organization.